Molecule: messenger RNA, 2200 nt
Organism: Asparagus officinalis (garden asparagus)
Lineage: Eukaryota; Viridiplantae; Streptophyta; Magnoliopsida; Asparagales; Asparagaceae
Product: transmembrane and coiled-coil domain-containing protein 4-like
Source: RefSeq, a predicted model, not a curated record
AUGACAUCGUCGCAGAGAUUAUGCCAGCAGCAGCGCCUGCUGGCGCCUCGCCCUUCGCCAGCGGCCCAGAUUCGCACCGGUGGCCGCGCCACCGUCUUUCAGGCGCCACCACCGCUCUACAAACGAGCGAAGAAUCCUCGCAGGCGCGCGGCUGGCAGUUCCGACCCGGCGUCCAUUCUCUGGAGCCACAUAAUCCACGGCCUCCUCCGCCCCAUCUUCCAAUUCUUGGAGAUCGAUCGAAAGUCAUGGCCGGGGCUCGAAAAGGCGGCGGGCUCUUCUCCCGCCAAGGAUCAAGCCGUCACCUUCCUGAAGAUAAUAUCCGAAGAGGAAAGUGAAUCCUCUUCUCAAAGGUCAAAUGAAGAACGAGUGUUGGCAGAAACAAUUGAUUCUAUGGCAACAAAGCUUCAAACUGCUCAAGCUGAAUUAUCCAAGAAGAAGCACGGAAACCAAUAUGCCCGCGAUUCUGAAACGAUGCAUAAAAUUUCUGAAGAUACAACUGGGCAUUCUGAAAACCUUGAAGUCACUAAUUCUAAGACGGCGUUCAAGGAAGAAGAAGAAUUCAAUCAGUCUAAGAAUGAAUAUUCGAUUAUGGGGGGAGUUUCGGUCAAUUACCAGCGGCGAAUGACACUUCUGUUUGAGCUUCUUUCUGCCUGUGUAGCUGAUACACCUCAAGAAAGCAACGGAAGUCCGCAGUUAAAAAAAGGAUAUGAUGCUCGUCUUCGCACUGCUCUAAGAUUGUUGGCAACCUGGCUUGAUGUCGAGUGGAUAAAAGUGGAAGCAAUGGAGAUCAUGGUUGCUUGUUCUGCAAUGGCUCUCUUGAAAGAAGAGGGAGCACAAACAGAUGAAAUUGAAUCAGAGGAUAGCGGAUGGUCUCAAUGGAAACGCAGUGGUAUUAUUGGGGCUGCUGCAUUGACUGGUGGAACUUUGAUGGCCAUCACUGGAGGUUUAGCUGCUCCAGCAAUCGCUGCAGGCUUCAGUGCUAUAGCCCCAACAAUAGGAAGCUUAGUCCCUGUUAUUGUAGCCAGUGCUGCAGGAUCUGCAGCUGGCUCUGUUGCAGUUGCUGCAUCUUUUGGAGCUGCUGGUGCUGGACUUUCUGGAAGCAAAAUGGCUAGAAGAACUGGAAGCGUUGAAGAAUUUGAAUUUAAAGUUCUUGGUGAAAAUCAUAACCAGGGUCGUCUAGCUGUUGGCAUUUUAGUUUCUGGUUUUGUUUCCGAAGAGGAAGAUUUUACCAGACCUUGGGAAGGAACAAAUGAGAACUUGGAGAGCUAUGCGCUUCAGUGGGAAUCAAAAAAUCUUAUUGCAGUGAGCACUGCAAUUCAGGAUUGGCUCAAAUCAAAACUUACAAUGGAAUUGAUGAAGCAAGGUGCCAUGAUGACUAUGUUAGGCACUCUUGUUUCUGCAUUGGCUUGGCCAACUACACUGUUUUCAGCCCUUGAUUUCAUAGAUAGCAAAUGGUCAAUUGCCAUUGAUAGAUCAGAUAAAGCAGGAAUUCUCCUUGCUGAAGUGCUAUCGAAUAAUCUUCAAGGCAACAGACCGGUGACUCUGAUAGGAUUUUCAUUAGGAGCAAGAGUUAUAUUUAAAUGUUUGCAGCAGAUGGCUGAAUCGGGAGAAGAGGGACUCGUAGAAAAGGUUGUUAUUCUAGGUGCGCCAAUCUCUUCCAAAGGUGAUGAAUGGGAGAGUGCUAGAAAGAUAGUUGCAGGGAGAUUUGUGAAUGUUUUCUCAACAAAUGACUGGAUUCUUGGAGUGACUUUCCGUGCAAGUUUACUUACUCAAGGACUGGCUGGCAUUCAGGCCGUGGAAUUACCUGGGAUCGAAAAUGUUGAUGCUAGUCAUCUUAUUGAUGGACACUCUUCAUACCUAUCAGCUAUGCAGACGGUCCUGCAACAACUUGAACUCGACUCUUACUAUCCUGUUAUUUUAUCUGCCCCUGCCGAAUCCAAAGAAGUUCAAGUUGAAUAACCUCUGCAAUUCAAUUUUAUGCAGAACAUUUAAAGAAAUAAUACUUCUAUUCUCAUGUUUGACCCUUUGGACGGACAAGUGGCUUGAACCACAGUUUUGGAAAAUAGUUAGGUCAUGAUAUGCAGUAGUCAAUGUAUAAAAUAUACCAAUGAACCUACAAACUUCUUACUCCAUAAAGAUCAAGGAACAUCACAUGUCCUGUCUCAGUAACUUAUGCAUCUAUGUAUGUUCAUGUUGGAUA